AUGUUUACUGUUGUGUUAAUUGGCUCAAUAGUUGGAUUCUCUGGUGCAGCAUUGGGUAGUGUGGGAGGUGUUGGGGGUGGAGGCAAUGCUUGCCUUGAUCAUUGGUUUGAUCCCAAGUCUUCCACUGCCAUUUCUAAGUACAGAACUGAAGUACUGUAUGCCAUCCUAUUGGUCAUGCAGCCAAUGCUCAUGCUGGGCAUCAGCAUAGGAGUUGCCCUUCAACGUCAUGUUCGCCAACUGGAUGGUCACAGUUCUACUUAUCAUUCUCUUCUUAGUUACAGCAGCAAAAGCUUUAAUGAAGGGCAUAGAAACAUGGAAGAAAGAGACAAUGAUGAAGAAGGAAGCAGAAAAGCAGUUGGAAUCAGAGUCCAAACCUUUCGGUGA
Molecule: messenger RNA, 384 nt
Organism: Prunus armeniaca (apricot)
Lineage: Eukaryota; Viridiplantae; Streptophyta; Magnoliopsida; Rosales; Rosaceae
Source: the annotation of a GenBank genome assembly